Molecule: messenger RNA, 1282 nt
Organism: Staurois parvus
Lineage: Eukaryota; Metazoa; Chordata; Amphibia; Anura; Ranidae
Source: the annotation of a GenBank genome assembly
AUGAUGACUGCUAAAACUGUAGACAAAAUCCCACUGCCGAUCGGGGGCUUCGUUCAUCAAAUGCCGGAGGCAAUGUACCCGGUGGAUGAGUCCGCUCUGCCGACCUCGGUCACCAUCUUCCCCAAUGUGGACCUGGGAGGACCAUUCGAUCAAAUGAGCGCUGGAGAUGGAAUGAUCAAUGUGGACAUGAACAGUGACAAGCGCUCCCUGGAUCUGUCAUACUCCAGCAGUUACCCCUCGGCCUCCCGGAACCAGACAUUCACCUAUAUGGGCAAGUUCUCCAUUGACCCUCAGUACCCCGGGGCCGGCUGGAAUCAGAGAGGGCUUCUUCAACAUCGUCAGCACCGGCAUCCUGGGAGUAACCCCGUCGUCGUCUGCCUCCACCACCUCCUCCAGCAUCUCCUCCGUGUCCCCCAAUAGUCUGAGCUGCAGCAUGGCGCAUGGGCAGGCCGAUAUGGAGCACAUGUACUCGCCCCCGCCGUACUCCAGCUGCGCGGAGCUGCCGGUCUACCAGGACGGUUCGGCCUUCCUCAGCACCGGUACCGCCGGCUCCCUGCCUUACCCUCCCCCGUCCUAUCCUUCCCCCAAGGCGGCCUCGGACGGCACCAUCUUCAAUAUGAUCCCCGACUACCCGACCCUCUUCCCCCCGCAGUGCCAGAGGGACCUGCACCCCAUGACUGACCGCAAGCCCUUCCCCUGCCCCCUGGACUCCAUCAGGGUCCCCCCUCCGCUCACUCCCCUCUCCACCAUCCGGAACUUCACCCUGGGCGGUUCGUCCAGCGCAGAGGGAUCACGGCUGCCCAGUGCCUACAGCCCCCAGAACCUGCCCCUGCGGCCCAUCCUCAGACCCAGGAAAUACCCCAACCGGCCCAGCAAGACUCCGGUGCAUGAGAGGCCCUACCCGUGCCCCGCCGAGGGCUGCGACCGCCGCUUCUCCCGCUCCGACGAGCUAACCCGGCACAUCCGCAUCCACACCGGCCACAAGCCCUUCCAAUGCCGCAUCUGCAUGAGGAACUUUAGUCGCAGUGACCACCUGACCACCCACAUCCGCACCCACACCGGGGAGAAACCCUUCGCCUGCGACUACUGCGGCAGGAAGUUCGCGCGGAGCGACGAGCGCAAGCGACACACAAAGAUCCACCUGCGACAGAAAGAGCGAAAGGGCGGAGCCGCGGCCACACCUGGCGGCACCGCGGGGCAGGAGCGCCCCCUCAGUCUCAGUCCCUGCUCCGCGGGCUCCAACAGUGCUCAGAUGGGACUGUGUCCGAGCAGGACAUCCUAA